GCCAUGUGUGGUGUUUCUGGCUGCUUAAUCUUUCUUAUCCUCCUUCUUGGCUUUUCUUCUAUGGCCUGUGGCAGGUGCGUCCACCGAUCCAAGGCUGGAUACUUCUCUUCUCUUUCUGCUCUUUCUGCUGGGACUUGUGGAUAUGGUUCCAUGACUUUGGGACUCAGUGGAGGCUAUGUCGCUGCUGCAAGCUCCGCUCUUCUCAGAGGUGGCGUUGCCUGUGGAGCAUGCUUCCAGGUGAGGUGUAGGAACACGAGGAUCUGUAGAGGAGGAGGGGUCAAAGUGAUCCUCACGGACCUUAACGAGAGCAAUGACACCGAUUUGGUGCUAAGCAGACCGGCUUUUGUGGCCAUGGCACGGCACUCGGCGGUCGGAGAGCUGGAGAAACUUGGCACUGUGGAUGUAGAAUACAAGAGGAUUCCAUGCGAACACACGAAGAACUUAUCUAUCAAAGUGGAAGAGAAGAGCCGAAGUCCCAAUGUUUUGGCCAUCAAGUUCCUGUACCAGGGAGGUCAAACUGACAUAGGAGCAGUGGAUGUUGCACAG
This is a messenger RNA of Musa acuminata subsp. malaccensis (wild Malaysian banana), 546 nucleotides long. Lineage: Eukaryota; Viridiplantae; Streptophyta; Magnoliopsida; Zingiberales; Musaceae. The record is from RefSeq and is a predicted model, not a curated record.